This is a messenger RNA of Lotus japonicus, 2168 nucleotides long. RefSeq lists its product as uncharacterized. The coding region runs from base 361 to 1887 and encodes 508 amino acids. The transcript is spliced from 2 exons. The record is from RefSeq and is a predicted model, not a curated record. NCBI's taxonomy places the organism in Eukaryota, Viridiplantae, Streptophyta, Magnoliopsida, Fabales, Fabaceae.
UCAAAAUAUGAGAACAUGGGAUGCGGAAAAUGUGAGUCCAAGAAUCAGUGCCAGAGACACAAUUUCCAUGCGUACUCAACUCAACCCAGCUCAGCUUGCUGAACCUCUUCACCACAUACAAUGCGCCAGGUAUGAUUAGGUGGCACCCUCUUUUUGCAUGACAAGCAACCCAAAAUCAAGCACUACACUACAUGCCACAAACAACUUCCACUCUUUAAGACGCAAGGAAAAAAGUGAACCCACUUCAUCCUUCAUUAUCACUCUAUUCAGUUUCCAAGAACAAAAAAACAGAGAAACCAUUCUCUCCUUGAUUACUACUAGUAGUAUUCUGAAGAGGAAGAAGGGAAAAAAAAGAGAGAGAUGGGUCACAAUAAAGGGUGGCAUUUGCAUAGCAGCAGUGGUGGGAGUACUCACAAAGGAAGGCCUUAUGUGUUUAUAUUUGUGAUCAUGUGUGGUGCUGCAUUGCUUGGUGUCAUGGUGCUUCACAAGCUUAGAGAGAGGCGCAUCUAUAACCUUCUUAUCAAAGAGAAAGAUCAUCAGCUUCUUGCUCUUCAGCUUCUCUUGCAGAAGGAAAGAGAUCGUACCAAAGAGUUGAGGGGUAAGAAUGAAGAUAUGAAGGCGAAAAUACUCGCUGUGAGAAGUCAAAAGGCGGAGCUUGCAAGAACAAUCGCACGAAUGCAAUCUACCAUGGAUUCACUGAAAGAGGAGCAGAAAGUGAUGGAAUCUGCGCUUGAGGAGAAGCAGAAAGAGCUCAGAGAAGUGCAAGCAAAAAGGAGCAAUUUGGGACAAGGGUACCCUGAAAUAAUGGCACUAAGAGAGAAUCUUAAGCAGAAGGAAGCAGAGAUAACGGACUUGAAGCGACGUCUUGAUAUCCCAGUAAACACCUUUUCUGAAUUUGUGACUUCUAAUGGAACAGUGAAGGCACAAGAUAAAAUUGAGAUUGGUGAUAAGGAAAAAGAUGGAAACUCAAAUGAGUCUGCCAGAUAUGGAGGUGAUGGCAAGCAUGUUACAAAUGAAGACGCAAGUAGAAGCGCCAAAACCAAGUUCAAAGAUGGCGCGGUCACAGCUGUAAUGAAAGAUGAAAUUAGGACUGAAGCAGAUUUCGGAAAGAAAACUGAAGACUCUCAAGAUGAUGGUAGUGCAGGUGACUCUGCACAAGAUACUGAUGCUGAAGUGGUGAAAGGUAGAGAAAAGAAAGCAUUCAGAGAGGAGCAGCAAGGACACCUCCAGAACGAUAAAGAUAGUGGAGGCCAGGAUUUUAAUGUGAAGAGGAAACAUGGCCACUUGAGUAGAACAAAGGGGAAGCGCUGGAGAACCAUUGUCAAUAGCAGCUUAAUGGAGAACAAUGGUAAUGGAGAUGUAAACAAGGGCAAUAGAAAGGCUUACAGAGAUGAGAAAGAUGAGUUGAAGGAUGGAUUAGCUCAGAGAGACGCUGAUGAAGAAAUUUUAACAAGAGAGGAGAAAAAUAAUCCAAGAAAAGACAAGCCAUUUACCGAAUUGCUGAAGCUUGGAAACGAUGAAAGCAAAGAAGAUGGCAAUAACACAACACUGGAAACUACUAAUCUGCAGCGGGUGAUGAACAACGGAAUUAAUGCACACCCAGAAGAGCAUGAAGACAACCUUGUUCAACAAAACUGGAGCAGGAGGCACAUCAACAAAGCUAGCAACAAUACUGAACAAACAAAAUCCAACAUGCUUCAUGAAGAGACUGAAGAAUUAGAGGUUUCCCGUGAACAAAAGCAGGAGAAAGAUGUGUCUGAUGAUGGUGGUGAUGAUGAUGAAGGUAAUGAUAAUGAUUUGGUCCAGGAAUCCCAAUCUGAAUUUGAAGAUGUGAAGGAGGAAUACAGGGAAGAAAUAGACGAGUCAGAGUUUCAGCCUGAUUUGUAGUUAAAUUGUGUUUAUGGUGCCCAUCUAUAUUAGUUUGUUGUGCUUAGAUAUAUUUUGACUUAAAAGGUUGUAACAUCUUUAGGAAGUAGAUGUCACUGAAACCUUUCUUUCAGAUUUGUGUAUGAAUUCUGAUUCUGGAUGCAUGAUUUCUGCACCACCGUGGUCACAUUGCCUUUGAUUUCAAAUUUUCAAUCCAUGAUGUUGUUUUAGAUGUUUGAAGAUUAGUCAGCAGAAUUCAUGAAUUUUGGUUGGGAAUUAUUAACGGUAUGUUCUGUACAACC